AUGAUCCAAGCUCAGGAAUCGCUGACGCUGGAGGACGUGGCUGUGGAGUUCAGCUGGCAGGAGUGGCAGCUCCUGGACCCUGCUCAGAAGGACCUGUACCGGGACGUGAUGUUGGAGAACUAUGGGAACCUGGUGGCCGUGGGGUAUCAAGCUGGCAAAUCAGAUGCCCUCUCCAAGUUGGAGCGAGGAGAAGAACUGUGGACAGGAGAAGAUGAAAUCCACUCUCAAUUCUGUCCAGAAAUUGGGAAAGUUGAUCAUCUACAGUAUCACUUGAAAAAUCAAAGAACCCCAAAGUCUGUGGACCAAUGCCAUGAAUAUAAUGGAUUUGGAAAUAUUUUCAGUCAGAGAAAAAGUAGGAUUCCAUUGGAGCAAUUACAUGAUAUGUGUGACUUUCAUGGAAAAACUUUAAAAUCAAAUUCAAGAGUAGGAAACCGCAACAAAAUCUGUGACCUGAAAACCGUUCCUGAGUUUAAUGGAGAUGGACAACCUUUUCUCCAAGAUAAGUAUGAAGAACUUUAUACUGACGUGAAAUUUCCUGAAAGUCCAAAAUCCAACAGGAACAAGUCCGAGAUCCUUAACCACCGCAGAACUGCCAAAAUAGUGAAUGCCCAUGUAUGCAGUGAAUGUGGCAGAGCCUUCAUCAAGAAGUCUCAGUUCAUUGAUCAUCAGAUGAUUCAUACAGGAGAGAAACCUCAUGGAUGCAGUGUGUGUGGGAAAGCCUUCUCCAGAAAGUACAGGCUGACUGAACAUCAGAGAGCCCAUGCUGGCCUGAAAUAUUAUGAGUGUACGGAAUGUGACAAAACUUUCCUCAAGAAAUCACAACUCAACAUACAUCAGCGAACACAUACAGGAGAGAAACCCUAUGUAUGCAGUGAAUGUGGAAAAGGCUUCACCAUGAAGAUUGAUCUCAUCAUACAUCAGCGUAUUCAUAAUGCAGAGAAACCAUAUAUUUGCAGUGAUUGUGGAAAAGGCUUUACUGUGAAGAGCCGUCUCAUUGAACAUCAGCGAACUCAUACAGGCGAGAAACCUUAUUUAUGCAGUGAAUGUGGAAAGGGCUUCUCAGCAAAGAUUCGUCUGAUUGGACAUCAGAGAACUCAUACAGGAGAGAAGCCGUAUAUAUGCAGUGAAUGUGGGAAAGGCUUCACUGAGAGGAGCCACCUCAAUGUACAUCGGCGCACUCAUACUGGAGAGAAACCCUACAUAUGCAACGUGUGUGGGAAAGCUUUAAGUGGGAAAAGCGUGCUUAUCGCACAUCAGCGAACGCAUACUGGAGAGAAACCCUACAUAUGCAAUGAAUGUGGGAAAGGUUUUGCUAGGAAGAGUCCUGGCUCCCCAGGAGAAGGAGGGACGGGGUGA
Messenger RNA from Orycteropus afer afer, 1356 nucleotides. The record is from RefSeq and is a predicted model, not a curated record. Lineage: Eukaryota; Metazoa; Chordata; Mammalia; Tubulidentata; Orycteropodidae.